Staurois parvus is the source of this 522-nucleotide messenger RNA. The record is from the annotation of a GenBank genome assembly. Lineage: Eukaryota; Metazoa; Chordata; Amphibia; Anura; Ranidae.
AACCACGAUGACUACAGUGAGCCUGACAGCCCCCAGUCCAGUCUGUCUGCAGGUUAUUUCAGCGGAGAAGCAGCCGUCACGGACAGCUACUCAAUAGACGCUUUCUUCAUCACAGAUGGACGCUCGAGAAGAGGUGUCGAGAGUCGCGGAAACCAGCGUCACACAUGCAGUGAGUGUGGUAAAACCUAUGCCACCUCUUCCAACCUCAGCCGGCACAAGCAAACCCAUCGACACAAUCUGAAACAUAAGUGCGAUGUGUGCGGCAAGGCCUUCAGCCGCCCAUGGCUCCUACAAGGCCACAUGCGCUCCCACACUGGCGAGAAACCUUUUGGCUGUGCCCACUGUGGGAAAGCCUUCGCAGACCGAUCCAACCUUCGCGCGCACAUGCAGACACACUCGGCCUUUAAACACUAUAAGUGCAAACGCUGCGAGAAGACCUUCGCUCUCAAGUCAUAUCUUAACAAACAUUACGAGUCAGCUUGUUUCAAGGGCUCGGAUCAUGAGUGCGCCCUACAGAGUUAA